GCACUACUUCAUGUAGCCGCUUGUUAUCUGCAGCGCCCUACCCCUCUCCCCGAGUACAAAACCGAGAUUUGGAAUAGGGGGUACACAUUCAGAGCUGAUUACAUGAAGAAAAAGGGAGCAGGAAACAGAGUGGAAUUCGCUCUUGAAUAAGAAUACGGAGCGGCGCUGUGCACCCAGUGAGAUGGAGCUUGAAGAGAGGAAGAUAAAUAAAAAGUGGGGUUACAUUUGAAGCACAAAAUAAGGAGAAGGGGGGUGAGGAGAGAAGGCAGUUCGCUUCUUGUGACGACCUAAAAGGAUUACAAAUCCCCGUUAUUGGCGAGUUGACUAUCUAUCGGAGUGAAUUGAUGGUGUCGGUACAGGGUAGAACUCUAACGGACCGUGCCGAGGGGAGGAAUUUGAAUGCACUCGGCUGAAUCAUGCUGAGGCUGUGGAUAAUAACUUUGGCGAUCAGUUUCAACAAAGUGUGGAUGGUCAGGUUCUCUCAGGAGCCUGCAGACCAGUCGGUGGUGCUGGGAGAGAGGGUGGUGCUGUCCUGUGUGGUGUUCAACUACACUGGCAUCGUGCAGUGGACCAAGGAUGGGCUGGCGCUGGGCGUUGGAGAGGGCCUCAGGGCCUGGCCAAGGUACCGUGUGCUGCGGGUGAUAGACAUCGGCCAGUACAACCUGGAGAUCUCCUCAGCAGACCUGUCUGAUGACUCCCUGUACGAGUGCCAGGCCACCGAGGCGGCUCUGAGAUCCCGCAGAGCCAAACUCACCGUCCUCAUCCCUCCAGACGACCCGGUGGUGGAGGGCUCUCCAGAGAUCCUGCUGAUGGCCGGCACGCCCUACAACCUGAGCUGUGUGACCAGAGGAGCCAAGCCCCUCGCUGUCAUCGAGUGGCAGAGGGACGGGGUGGCCCUGGAGGGAGCACACAGCUCCACUGAAGUGCUCCCAGACAGGAAGAGGGUGACCACACGGAGUUAUCUACCCCUCACCCCCCAGGACACAGACACAGGCCACAACUUCACCUGCGUGGCCACUAACAUGGCCGUGCCCCUGGGCAAACGCACAUCCAUCAAACUCAACGUCCACCACCCCCCCACUGUAACAUUGUCCAUAGAGCCUCGCUCAGUCCUGGAGGGAGAGAGAGUCAUAUUCACCUGCCAGGCACAUGCCAACCCCCCCAUCAUGGGAUACAGGUGGGCGAAGGGGGGUGUUCUCCUGGAGGGGGCCCGAGAGAGUGUGUUCAUGACCACGGCCGACCACUCCUUCUUCACGGAGCCUGUUUCCUGUCAGGUGUUCAACGCCGUGGGCAGCACUAACGUCAGCAUCCUGGUCGAUGUCCACUUCGGUCCUAUCCUAGUGGUGGAGCCCAGGCCAGUGACGGUGGACCUCGACUCUGACGUCACGCUCAACUGCAAGUGGUCAGGAAACCCCCCCCUGACCCUGACCUGGACCAAGAAGGGCUCCAGCAUGGUCCUCAGUAACAACAACCAGCUGUACCUGAAGUCAGUGAGCCAGGCAGAUGCAGGUCAAUAUGUGUGUAAGGCCAUCGUUCCCAGGAUAGGAGUGGGUGAGACAGAGGUCACUCUCACCGUCAAUGGUCCUCCCAUCAUUUCCAGUGAGUCUGUGCAGUACGCAGUGAGAGGGGAGAAAGGAGAGGUCAAGUGUUUUAUCGCCAGCACUCCCCCUCCUGAUAAGAUUGUUUGGGCGUGGAAGGAGAACGUGUGGGAGAAGGAGAAGGGCACCCUGCUGGAGAGGUACACCGUGGAGCAGAGCAAGCCCCAGUCCCAAGGGGGCGCUGUCCUCUCCACCCUCACCAUCAACAACGUGAUGGAGUCCGACUUCCACUCCCCCUACAACUGUACGGCCUGGAACGCCUUCGGACCCGGCACCAUGAUCAUCACCCUGGAGGAGAACGAGAUGGUGCCUGUGGGGAUCAUCGCUGGAGGGACCGUGGGCUCCUCCAUCCUGCUGCUGCUCUUCCUGCUGGCCCUCGCUCUCUUCCUCUACCGCCAACGCAAAGGCAGUCGCCGUGGGGUCACGCUGGGUAAACCUGACAUCAAGGUAGAGACGGUCAACAAGGAGACCCAUAGUCUGGAGGAAGACUCCGCCAGCGUAUCCACGGCAACGCGCAUGGUUAAAGCCAUGUACUCUUUUUUGCCCUCUGUCUCCCUCUCUCCCUCCACUCAGCCCUUCAAAGACGACAUGGACCUGAAGCAGGACUUGCGAAGCGAAUCGUUGGACACACGCGAAGAGUAUGAGCUCAAGGAUCCCACCAAUGGCUACUACAACGUGCGUGCCACCACCCACGACGAGGCCCGCCCCCAGUCCCGUGCCAUCCUCUACCAGGGGGAGUUCCGCUCCCCCAACCUGGGUGGGGGGCCGUCCGGCGCCGCCUCCAGCGGGCCUGCAGGGGGGGCCAGCGGGGCAGUGCCCCCCAGCGGAGUGCCAGGUUCGCGGGCAGGCUGCUAUGACCCCCGGCCCCCCUCCAGGAUGUCCCAUGCCAGCUACGCGCAGUUCAACACCUUCACCAGGGCAGCCCAGAGCCAACAGGCCCCGCCCAAUCCCGCUCCGCAGACCGGAGACUUCCCCGGAGACUGCGGCCUAUUGGAUGCUAGCACUCAGCUGGCCUAUGACAACUAUGGCUAUCCCGCCCAGUACCCCACCUACCGAAUGGGCUUUGCCCCGCCCUUGGAGGGAGGGCCAGCCUAUGAGAUGUACCCGACAGGACAAGGGGUAGGACCCGGCCCGGGGCCAGGGCCUGGGCCUGGGCUAGGGCCUGGGCCGGGGCCGGGGCCAGGACCAGGGUCUGGAGCUGGUGCUGGACCAGAACCUGGGCUCGGGAAGUACGGAAGCUCCACUCGUUUUUCCUACUCCUCCCCUCCCUCUGACACCCACAGACACACACAGAGGAUGCAAACUCAUGUGUGAGAGACACUCAGUGGAGCAGUGGUCGCACACACACACACACACACACACACACACAGUUAUAUAUACACCUACACACACAAUGACUUACCAUAAAACAACAAACACAAAAUUCAUACAUGCAUUCAUAUUUGGACCCUCCCAUAACCCUAUACAGCAUAUCUAUCCUUUUCUAUAUAACGCUAUACACUGUUUCUCUAUCUAAUAUACAGUGCACUCACACAGGGUUUCUCUCAAACGUUGUAUUAUGGGCUGUUUUGCUGCAGGAGCAGUGACAGCCACAGUCCAGACAGGAUAGACACAAAGUGAUGAGAAAAGUCUGAAAGUACCUUUCCACAAGAAGGGAUGAGGAUGAAUAGGGAUGGAAGAAUGCACCCUGCGACAUUUCAUCCCUUUCUUCCUCCUCUCGCUGUGCGACUCCAUCUAGCUUGCCUCUCAUUCACUUCAUUGUUGUAAAUAAACCCAGCUGAAGAUUAGGUUUCUUAACCGUUUGAAUAAUUAGCUUGUAUAAAAGUGUUAUAUAAGGAUUUAAAGAAGUGAUCCCAAUGAUGCACACUGACACACGUUCCCACACCGUUACACGAUGACAAAGUCUUACAUCUUUACACACACACACACACACAGAGACAUUCUUGCGAUUUUGCAGCAUCACAGCAAGGUGACGUCUCGCGCUUUGGAAGUGCGGCACUUUUUACCACUGCCCCCUCCCAGUUUGAUGACAAACUGGCAUCGUUACUGGCAUGACAGAGGAGUGCCACCCUGGAUCAGAGAGGAAGAUGUUAGGGUGGCCUUCGAAAAACGUCAGCGAUUGACUAAAAGCAACGUGAUGUGUCGAGCGGGUGCCAAACACAGAAGCUUUCAUCAUACUCCAAGAUCACUGACUACAAACAAAGAAGUGAAUUUUUUGUUGUUACAUGCCACUUGUACUCGAGAGACAAAGCUGUAGCAAGUUCCUCUAUCUCCUUCCUCGUUUUUUAUACUCUGUGAGGUUGCAUUUCUGUAUGCGCAUUUCACCUGAGGUCGAUACUGUACGUUUGAAGAAAGCAGAUUUUGCAUUUGACGAAUCUUUGCAAUUUGUACCAAUAUCUUCCCAAUCCUCCCAAUAUUUACGUGUUCCUCGUUCCCCAGCACAGUAGAAUAGGACCUUUUUCCAUGUUUAUAUCGAAAGCUGAAAAAAAGGCAUUUACAAACAUUUUGUAAUAUUUUUAUAAGGAGUUGUGGACCAAAGGUUCUGAGACAUGUUCGAGUGACAUUCACUUUUUAAAUAGAUGUUCAGAGGAUUCUGUGUUGAGGGCUGUGUGGAGUUGGGGAGAA
Messenger RNA from Osmerus eperlanus (European smelt), 4223 nucleotides. It is a transcript of the gene kirrel1b, whose product is annotated as kirre like nephrin family adhesion molecule 1b. Gene Ontology annotation, biological process: cell-cell adhesion. The record is from RefSeq and is a predicted model, not a curated record. The coding region runs from base 417 to 2912 and encodes 831 amino acids. Gene Ontology annotation, cellular component: cell-cell junction; plasma membrane. Gene Ontology annotation, molecular function: cell adhesion molecule binding. Lineage: Eukaryota; Metazoa; Chordata; Actinopteri; Osmeriformes; Osmeridae. The transcript has 15 exons.